Molecule: messenger RNA, 1533 nt
Organism: Prosopis cineraria
Lineage: Eukaryota; Viridiplantae; Streptophyta; Magnoliopsida; Fabales; Fabaceae
Exons: 2
Coding region: 162-1394 (410 amino acids)
Biological process (GO): defense response to fungus
Source: RefSeq, a predicted model, not a curated record
GGCGAUUGUUUAUUCCAAGAGGCAACAAGACUGAGCAAAGGGAGAUAGAUAAUUAAAACAAGUGUUGACCGUCGAAUAUCGAUGUUCUUGAAUUAGAACUUUUUUGCUGUCUCUCUAGUGUGUAAAUCAAAUCAGCUGACUGAUCAGUUUCAGAUGCAGACAUGGGAGGCGUGGGCGAGCUGUUCGUCGGUGCUGCUCUAGGAACCGUGUUUGCAGAGUUAUGCGGCUCAGUGAAGGACGCCAAGAACCGUCUCAAAGACUUCAAGAAGAGAUUGCAGGACCUGGACGUAACACUCCAAGAUCUAGAUCCAAUGGUGAAAGACAUACAAAACUUGAAUGCACAGCUGAAGCGAUCUGAUCAGCGUGAAGUGGAGCGUUUAAAGUCACUGUUGGAAAAGGGUGCGAAGCUGGUUUCCAAGUGCCUUCCCUUACGAGGACGAGACUUUAUCAAGAAGAUAUAUUACCACAAGAAGUUGGAGGAGCUGGACAACGACAUCAUCAGAUUCAAUAAUAAACACACCCAAUUGGCCACAUUUCGGGACGUCAAGCUUCUACACUUGAAGGUCGACAAACUCUCCGAUCAGAUUCAAAACCUACAACCUUCCGGUUCCGGAGGCGGUGGUGGUGGUUCCGGUGGACCGAUAUAUCGGGGAGCUCCCGUUGUAGCUCCUCCACCUUAUACCGGAGUUCCAAGGCUUAACAUACCGGGGCUCAUUCUCUUAAUUAUUCUCCUUUAUGUUACCGGAGCUGGAAUAGUGAAAAUUAUUUUCUGUGUGUUUUUGCUUAUCUGCAAACUCGUCUUGUCGUUGCUUGAAACUGACACAGGUGUGGCGAUGAUCAUAAACGACGCCGGUACGCUGAAAACGACAAUAAAAAAUCUGAAGGCUACUAUGAAAUCACUGGCUGCGGUGCUGGAGGAGAUAGAGUCAUCAGGUAAUUACAAACAACGAGGGCUGAAAAACGGAGCAGAGGGAAGAGAAAUUGGUGAAAGACUGAGACGAUUGAUGGAAGAAGGUGAGAAGCUGGUUGUGAAGGGCUCCAAGAUAGGGUCGUGGAACAUUGUGAAGAACUGGGAGUACCAGAAGAAGAUAGUGGAGCUUGAUCACACUCUCUUGAGGUUCCAUAGCCUUCACCUGCAAGCUCGUUUGGCGAGAAGGGGUCACGGAAUUACAAGUGAGAACUUAGAGAUGCAGGACGAUGAUUCGUUUAAGCACGCACAUUAUUUUGAUGAGGAUCCACAUAUCAUGGAAGGGAGGCACAUGGAAACCAAAGCGUAUGAAUCAGAAUCGUACAAUAUGCUCAACAAUUUAGACCCGUAUCAGUUUCUGGACUACAAUCGUCCCGUUGUUUCAAGUGCCAUUGGUGGGUUUCAACAACAAGCAUUGGGAAGCUAAGCUAAAAUAGACAGCUUCAACUUUCACGUUUUAUUUUUUAAUAUUCUUAAGACUGGAACUAUUGAAAACUAAUUGUUCUUUAGUUGGAUUUACAUUGUACUUGCUCCUGUUUUUUUUGUUUAUGAGUCACAUUUCAAAA